AUGCACCUGAGAGGAAACGGGCUUUUGGAAACCAUCGAUAGUUCAAAAACGGUGUCGGAUGAGAAAAAGGCUAAAGCCAUGAUAUUUUUACGACACCACAUCCAUGAUGGUUUAAAGGAUGAAUAUAUUACGAAAGAGGAUCCUUGUGACCUCUGGAAAUCUUUAAAAGAGAGGUUCGAUCACCAGAAAUAUGUGAUCUUACCGAAAGCUAAACACGAGUGGAUCCAUCUCCGGUUCCAGGAUUACAAAAGUGUUAGUGAGUUUAAUUCCGCGAUGUUCGGAAUUACUUCGAGGAUGAUGUUAUGUGGAGAGAAAAUAAGUGAUUAUGAUAUGAUCGAGAAAACUCUCUCCACGUUCCAUCCUGAAAAUGUAAUCCUGCAACAACAAUACCGAGUGAGUGGAUAUACCCGUUACUCGGAGUUGAUGCAAGUCCUCCUUGUAGCGGAGCAGAAUAAUCAACUCGUGACUUUAAACCAUCAAGCUCGUCCCACUGGAUCUGCUCCAUUCCCUGAAGCGAAUGUUGCAUCAUCCAGUUAUGAUAAUAGGAGAGGACGAGGUCGUGGACGUGGUGGAAACCGUUAUCAUGGUCGUGGAAGAGGACGAGGAAGAAGAUUCCGUCCCUAUGAUGAAAGAAAUAAUAAAGACUUCCACGAAAAUGAAAGGAAUGAAAAGGGCCAGGAUGAUAAAAGGCAAACGGGAACGGUUUGCUACAGAUGCGGCAUGAAAGGUCAUUGGGUACGUACCUGUCGUACACCAAAACAUUUAGCCGAUCUGUAUAGAGAAUCCCAAAAGGGAAAAGAGAAAGGAAGAGGUGAAACUAACUUCAUCUCUGAUGAACCUGGGCCAUCCUUUCAUGGUUUAAACGAUGAUACUCAUCUCGACGUAUCAGACUUUCUGGUUGAACCAGAGAAUAUCGAUGAGUAA
Messenger RNA from Brassica rapa (field mustard), 924 nucleotides. RefSeq lists its product as uncharacterized. Gene Ontology annotation, molecular function: zinc ion binding; nucleic acid binding. NCBI's taxonomy places the organism in Eukaryota, Viridiplantae, Streptophyta, Magnoliopsida, Brassicales, Brassicaceae. The record is from RefSeq and is a predicted model, not a curated record.